AUGAAUUACUAUCCUUCUCUGCUCAUCACAACUCAAUCCCGAAAAGCAAAAUUUCCUACCAGAGAGGACAUCACAUACUUUGGACUGGGCUCAGCCUGGCUGAGCACCUCGCAUCGCUCCGAGAUUGCCAACACCAUCAUCAACGAGGCCAGGGCUGAUUUGGCCACGUUUCUCGACAUCCCCGAUGACUAUCAGAUUCUCUUCAUGAUGGGGGGCGUCAAUAAUCAUCUCAAGUUGGACGUCAAGAACUAUUCCCUCAUCUUCUUCGGCGCCCAAAAGAACCUGGAAUCUGCCAGCAUCCCCGUCGUCGUCAUCAAGAAGAACCUCGUUGCUCCCAUCAACGGAGAGCCCUCGGCGCCCAUGAUGAGACACCUGGGACUCACUAUUCCUCCCAUCAUCUUGCACUACGACACUGUUGCUCAGAACAACAGCCUGUACAACACGCUCAGCAUUUUUGCGCAAACCAUCUCUCUUGUCUACAUCGCCGGUCAAGUCCUGAAGAGGGCUCUGGACUCCCACCCCGACGUAUACCGCGUCGUGCUUGACAAGUCGGUGCGUUCCAGAAUGAACAUUUGCUUCAGAGUGACCAAGCACGGCGACAUUGAUGCUGCUGAAAAGGACUUCUUGAAGCAAUCUACUGCCCUGGGCCUCACCGGCCUCAGGGGACAUCGUAGCGUGGGCGGAAUCCGCGCCUCAAACUAA
This is a messenger RNA of Trichoderma aggressivum f. europaeum, 702 nucleotides long. RefSeq lists its product as uncharacterized. Bases 1 to 702 code for a protein of 233 amino acids. Gene Ontology annotation, biological process: L-serine biosynthetic process. Gene Ontology annotation, cellular component: cytoplasm. Gene Ontology annotation, molecular function: O-phospho-L-serine:2-oxoglutarate transaminase activity; pyridoxal phosphate binding. The transcript has 4 exons. Lineage: Eukaryota; Fungi; Ascomycota; Sordariomycetes; Hypocreales; Hypocreaceae. The record is from RefSeq and is a predicted model, not a curated record.